AUGGAUCUCCGAGUCGGCGGAAAGGCCAAGGCUGUGGCGCUGACACGACUCGUCUCCUAUCUGCUCGCUCUCGACCGCUCCCUCGCUCCCAUACAGUACCGCAUUGGCAAGAAGAUCGGUUCGGGAUCGUUCGGCGACAUCUAUCUCGGCAUCAACAUCAUCUCGGGCGAGGAGGUGGCCAUCAAGCUCGAGUCGAUCAAGGCCAAGCACCCGCAGCUCGAGUAUGAGGCCAAGGUCUACAAGACCCUCGCUGGCGGCGUAGGCGUCCCCUUUGUCAGGUGGUACGGCCAGGAAUGCGACUACAACGCCAUGGUCAUUGACCUCCUCGGCCCUUCGCUCGAGGACCUCUUCAACUUCUGCAACCGCAAAUUCUCGCUCAAGACUGUCCUUCUGCUUGCCGACCAGAUGAUCUCGCGAAUCGAAUACUGCCACUCGCGCAACUUCAUCCACCGUGACAUCAAGCCCGACAACUUCCUGAUGGGCAUCGGAAAGCGCGGCAACCAGGUCAACGUCAUCGACUUUGGUCUCGCCAAGAAGUACCGCGACCCCAAGACCCACCUGCACAUCCCGUACAGGGAGAACAAGAACCUGACCGGCACCGCCCGAUACACGUCGAUCAACACCCACCUUGGUGUCGAGCAAUCCCGACGUGACGAUCUCGAGUCGCUCGGCUACGUCCUCAUGUACUUCCUGCGUGGAUCGCUCCCGUGGCAGGGGCUCAAGGCGGCCACCAAGAAGCAGAAGUACGACCGAAUCAUGGAAAAGAAGAUGACGACGCCGACGGAGCUUCUCUGCCGCGGCUUCCCCUCGGAGAUGGCGCUGUACCUCAACUGCUGCCGCUCGCUGCGCUUCGACGACAAGCCGGACUACAGCUACCUCCGCAAGCUCUUCCGCGACCUCUUUGUCCGCGAGGGCUUCCAGUACGACUAUGUCUUCGACUGGAGCAUCCAGCAGCGCGACGACGGCAACCCCCGCGGCGACGCCAUGCCGAUGAAGCAGGGCGCCACCCAGCUGCCGCGACGCAAGGUGCUGCCCCAGGAGGGCGACGAGGGCGUCAACCCGGGCAUGGACACCACCCGCGCUGCCCACGGCACCGCCCGCGCCAACGAGAAGGCCUACCUCGCCCAGCAGCAGCAGCAGCAGGCCAUGGCCGCCAACGCCGCUCAGCCGCUUCGCCGCGACGAGCAGCCGCGCGGCAACCAGUACUACUGA
This is a messenger RNA of Pseudozyma flocculosa PF-1, 1212 nucleotides long. RefSeq lists its product as uncharacterized. NCBI's taxonomy places the organism in Eukaryota, Fungi, Basidiomycota, Ustilaginomycetes, Ustilaginales, Ustilaginaceae. The transcript is spliced from 4 exons. Gene Ontology annotation, cellular component: nucleus; cytoplasm. Gene Ontology annotation, molecular function: protein serine/threonine kinase activity; ATP binding. Gene Ontology annotation, biological process: signal transduction; endocytosis; peptidyl-serine phosphorylation. Bases 1 to 1212 code for a protein of 403 amino acids. The record is from RefSeq and is a predicted model, not a curated record.